Messenger RNA from Eimeria mitis, 357 nucleotides. RefSeq lists its product as uncharacterized. Bases 1 to 357 code for a protein of 118 amino acids. NCBI's taxonomy places the organism in Eukaryota, Apicomplexa, Conoidasida, Eucoccidiorida, Eimeriidae. The record is from RefSeq and is a predicted model, not a curated record. The transcript has a single exon.
AUGCUAAAAUAUGGAGAAGUGGCCUGGGCGCGGGCAGGUGAAGACUUCUCCCGCCUUCCGUCCACAUCCGCCCUGAAGGCCUUACACACGACCACAGAUCGGCUGACGUGGGUGCCUCUGCCACUUCCCCACAAGCUUGGUGCGGCGCUGGUUAUUGCUGCGCUGGUGAUUCUGGCUCCUAUUUCAUGUAAGUACACUGCAGCACGAUCUAAGAUGGCUGCGCAGGAGGCAGGCAGGCGGCUGGUGGCGCCCUUGGCACGGACGGCCAACUCCUACAGGUGCCAGAGCUGCCGGCACCUUGGAGCCCGGUCUUCUGUUGCGGCAGCACGAAUGGAAGCAGCAAUCCGCAUGCAGUAA